UCGGUUGAAUGAUUUCAGUUUCUCACAAGCACAAUACACUUUUUUUAUUUUUACAAGUUUAAAUGCAAUUAACAAUUAAUUAUUUUUACAUGAAUUAAAAUUAUUUUUAUACAAAAUAAUUUCAAAAUAGCCAAUUUCAUAUUAUUAAAAAAAAAUUUGAAGUGCAAAAAAAAUUUAAGUAAGUUUUGUUGUUAGUGAAAAAAGUGUAAUAAAUUUUAAAAAUGUGUUUCUAAUAUGAGACUUCAAUAAAUGAAGGAAUAUGGGUCUGUGUGAAGAAAGUGUAUUUUUACUUUUACUGCCACCUUAUGGAAGGCAAGUUGUCUGGAGCUGGAAAAACGGAAACGGUAGCAGCAUUAGAAUUCCUGGAAGUAUGUCUCCGAGGUCUGACUGUUUUGUUGAGCUUGCAAAUGUUUUUGCAGCGGCAAUAACAAUCAUCGCAUCAAUAAUUUUAAUUGUCAAGUACAAAUGUAAAUAUUACAAAAAGUUGACGAAACGAUUACUUCCUCUUCACACAAUCCGAACAAUUAUUUGCAUAGUUUUGCUUAUAUUUGUUCUUUUUGAGUUUUGCGAGUCUUUGUUGAUUUUUGCCCCUCUCUCACCUGCUCUCAGUAUAUUAUCUGUGAUAUUUUGUUGGGUGGUCCAUCGUCAAACAGAAAUGAGAGAUGGUUUUGGAUUAUUUAUUACCGGUGGAGGAUUUACCAUAAUUGCUAUUGCUCGAAUUUGGAAAUUUUUUUAUUUACGUACGUUUGACUUAACAAUCUCACAUAUUCAAAUAAUCACCACAGCCGGAACAGCUGCCUCUUGUGGUUUGCUAGCAAUUAUGGAUGCCUAUACUUUUAACCAAAUGAUGAUAAAGAAGAAUAAAAUUUCAAUGAAAUCAACGGAAAAUUUUUAUUCAUCUUAUGAACAUGCUUCUUCAACUUUUUUAAGUAAAAUCACUUUUCAUUGGGUCAUUAGUUUACUCGCUCGUGGUAAUCAUACUACUCUGGAUUUCCGCGACCUAGGAAAAUUACCCGAAGAAGAAUCAUCAAAAAUAUUAUUUGAAAAAUUUCAAAAUAUCUACAAAAAUGAAAAGGAACUUAAAGGAAAAGACAAAUUGUCAUUGUGGAUCUGUUACUGGAAACAUGUUUGGCUUCCGUUCACGAUAGGAGGUUUAUUGAAAUUACUAGGCGAUGUAUCGAAUUUAGUUGGACCAAUUGCUAUUUCGAAAAUGAUUGAUUACGUAUCCAUUAGCCAAAACGCGACUUUUAAUUAUUGGAAAUUUGAACAUUCACGCUUUGUGACCGUUGACCAAUUUUUUCAAAAUGGCUAUAUUUUGGGUUUACUGGUUUUUUUCGCAUCAAUUUUACAAAGUACUUUGAGCCAAUCAUCGACUCACAUUCUUAAUGUAGAAGGGAUUCGUCUUAAAACUGCUUUGCAAGCUUCAGUCUACGAUAAAGCUUUACGACUUUGUUCUUGGAACAUUUCUGAAGAAGAGAAACCAUCUGCGAAAGAAACAGAUGAAAACGCUUGUCAAAAUUUUGAUAUUGGGACUUUAACCAAUUUGAUGGCAGAAGAUGCAUACAAUGUGAUGGGGUUUUUUUGGAUUGGACAUUACAUUUGGGCCAUUCCUGUAAAAAUCAGUGCCAUAAUAUUUUUGCUACACUUAAAGUUGGGGAUAAGUGCAAUAAUUGGAGCUGUUUGUUGUAUUCUUACUGUAACGCCAAUGACGCUUUAUCUUGGAAAACGCAUAUCAAAUAAUUCAAUAUGCAUCACGGAAAAAAGCGAUAGUCGAUUAAGAUUAAUAAAUGAAAUACUUCAAGGGAUGAGAGUUGUGAAACUCAGAGCUUGGGAAGAACUUUUCGAGAAAAAAAUUGGCUAUACGAGAAAUCGAGAACUUCAAUUACUGAACAAAGAUUCUUUAUUUUGGACUUUUAUAAACUUUCUCACACAUUCUUCUUCGGUACUUACAACUCUUUUCACAUUUGGAAUUUAUUUCUGGAUGGAAGAAAAAAAUCUUGAUGCGGGAAGUGUCUUUGCGAGCCUUGCGCUUUUCUCUCAAUUAACUGUACCGCUUUUCAUAUUUCCAGUUAUAAUUCCUAUAAUUAUCAAUGCAGUGAUUUCAACAAAAAGACUGGAAAGUUUUUUGUCACUUCCUGAGACCAUAAAUGUUUUACCGAAAGUGAAAGAAAGAAAUUUUCAGAUUCAAGAAAGAUGUGUUUCUUCAAACGACUCGAAUGUAGAGACUACUAAUGUACAAAACGUCUUUGGUCAUCUAGAUGACAUAGAGGAAUAUGAAGAAGAUUAUUUUUUAAAAAAGAAUUCUGCUUCGAAUUCUAUUGUAAAUACAAGUCUCAAGAAAGGAGAAAAACCUGUCAACUUUGCAGUAAAAGUUAAUGGCACAUUUUCGUGGGGAUCGUCUGAUACUCAACUGAUGCUUAAGGAGUUAACUUUUCCUCGAGGAAAGUUGAGUCUAAUUGUGGGCAAAAUAGGAAGUGGGAAAACGUCUUUAGUCUCUGCAAUUUUAGGAGAGAUGCAAAAAGUGAGGGGUAAAGUAGAAUGGGCUAGAGAUUCUCGAGUGGCUUAUGUUUCGCAAAAACCUUGGCUUAUAAAUGCAACUUUAAGAGACAAUAUUUUAUUCGGCAUGGAAUUUCGACCAAGAAAGUACCGCCAUGUUCUUAAAAUUUGUGCCUUACAACCAGAUGUAGAUAUUCUACCUGGUCGAGAUUUAACAAUGAUUGGCGAGAAGGGAAUUAAUUUGAGUGGAGGACAAAAACAGAGAAUCGCCAUUGCGAGAGCAAUUUACAGUGAAUGUGAUACUAUUAUUUUGGAUGAUCCAUUAUCUGCACUAGAUCAGCCAGUUGGACAUCAAAUUUUUGAACAGGGAAUUCAAAAAUUACUAUUAAGGAAGUAUACUAUCAUUAUGAUAACACAUCGAUUAGAGUUGUUGCCGUUUGCUGAUCAGAUAGUAGCAAUGGAUUUCUGCCAAAUUAGGGCAGUAGGAACAAAGAUAAAUAUUGAAAAAACAGAUUCUGCAUUGGCAGCAGAAUGGAGGGAAGCUGUCAAAAGGAAAGUAAAUGAUCAUCAAGUUCAAAAAACUGCCAAGGAUCGAUGGUCUUUAAUUAGGUUAAUAUCCAGGAUAAGCAUCUCGAUUAGACAAAGAAAUAGCAUAGAUGGUUCUUGGAUUAUUGAUCAAGAUGCACAUGUGACACCACCAGUCUUCGUGCCUUUGAGGUUGAGACGAUCGACACUAUUAGGAUCCAGAUAUUUAGCACAUGAUCUCUCUGAUAUUCUAGUUUCAGCUGAAGAAUGGGAUGCAAUUGUAAGGAGAAAAUCUAAAAAACAUCGCGUGGUCAUUAGAGCAACUAGUCUUCAACCUCUCAAACGUCCACCACCAAUACUUCGACAAAUCAGCACUCCAACAAUUUUAGAAGCGUGCUACGUACCAUCUAGAAAAAGGCAUAAUACUUUAGAGGGAAGUCAAACAAAUAAUAUGCUAAAGCAAAUAUUUUCCGGCAGAGUCAUUAAUCCGAAUUCAGAAGAAGCAAAUCUUUCGAGAGAAAAGAGUAUUCUACGUAGAUUGAUGGCAUCAAACCAAAACAAUAGAAUAAAUUCGAAUCAAGAAUAUGAUCCUCGACCAAUUAAAAGGUUGCUGUCUGAAGAAUCUGCUACAUUUCAAAACAAUGAAGAUGAAGAAAAAGUUAACGAUAUAUUAGUGGAAGAAGACAGUUUAGAGGAUGAAUCUGGAAGACUAGUAACCACAAAAGUAUGGCUAACUUAUUUCAAAAUUGGUGGAAUUCUUCCAAGCAUUAUUUACAUUUUUACGGCUCUUGGUUGUCAAGUUAUUCGAGUUUACACGGACCUUUGGUUAAGUCGAUGGACAGAGCAUAACAGAGGAACAGAAAAUACUAAAAAUAACCGUCAAAAUAUGAUAUUUUAUUGUAGAGUGUAUAUUAUCUUGUCAAUUUGUUCUAUCGUUUUGUACGCAAUUUGUAAUGGAAUUGGACAAUGGGUUGGAGCAAGAGCACGGUGUCAACUUCAUUAUGAUGCUAUUCAAGGACUACUUCGAGCUCCAUUGUCUUAUUUUCAUCAAACACCAAUUGGAAAAAUUUUGAAUAGAUUUAGUGCUGACAUAGGAGUUAUCGAUAAGAAACUUUCAAUUGCAAUACAACGACUUACAUUCUUUUUUUUGCUUUGUGCGUCUGCUAUAUUCGUGAAUAUAGCAAUUUCACCUUGGUUUCUUAUUCCAGCAAUUCCAAUCUGUGGAGUUUAUUAUUUUUUACAAAGGUUCUACAGAUACGGUGCUAGAGAACUCCAAAGAUUAGAUGGAAGUUCGAGAGGUCCAUUAUCAGCUCAUUUUUCUGAAACUCUAAGUGGACUUCCAACCAUAAGAGCAUCGAGACAACAAAAUAGAUUUAUUAAUCAAAUGUUUUAUCAUCUUGAUGUAAAUACAAAUGCAUUUUUAAUUUUGAACACAAGCAGUCGAUGGCUCGGUAUUGUUUUGGAUUAUCUGGGAGCUGUAAUAGUCAUAGGAUCAAUUUUUGCAUGCUUGAUAUCAGCAAAAUCGUAUCCUCAUCAGAUAACUCCAGCCCUUGUAGGUCUAGCUAUUAACUACACCUUUCUUGUACCAAUUUAUCUAAAUUGGGUUGUAAAAUUUAUCUCAGAAAUUGAAAUGUACAUGGGCAGUGUACAGAGAAUUAGUUUUUUUGCAAAUAUUCCUCCGGAAAAUCAAGAUACUUCCUUUGAUCAAGUCAUUCCGUCAGACUGGCCAAAAAUCGGAGCAAUUGUGUUUGACAAUGUUUCACUUCGUUACGAUCUUCAGCAAGAGCCUGUUGUUACAAAUUUGGAUCUUGUUAUACCAACAGGAAUGAGAUUGGGAAUUUGUGGACGAACUGGAAGCGGAAAAUCGACAACUGCAAUGGCUUUCUUUCGGUUGGUGGAUAUUUGUCAAGGAAGAAUUAUCAUCGAUGGUAUUGAUAUUCAAAAGGUUCCUCUUCACAUUUUAAGAUCGAGACUUUCUAUUAUUCCUCAAGAUGUUAUCAUCUUCAGUGGAACCAUAAGGGAAAACUUAGACCCAUUUUCUCAGUAUACUGAUUAUGAAUUGUGGUCAGCUUUGGAAUUGGCUCAGAUAAAAGAUGUUGUUUCAUCCCAUCCAGAUGGCUUGAAUCUAGAAGUGAGAGAAGGAGGUGAAAAUUUUUCUGCUGGACAAUUGCAACUGAUAAAUAUGGCUAGAGCUGUUCUUAUAAAAUCUUCAGUGAUAAUUUUUGAUGAGGCGACAAGUGCCUUAGAUGCUUCUACUGAAAAAGCAUUAUUAAAAACAGCGGCCGUAGCUUUCAAAAAAAAAGUUAUUAUUACUAUUGCGCAUCGAGUGGCUUCACUUUUGGCCUGUGAUAGAAUUUUAGUAUUCGACGAUGGGAAAAUAGUGGAAGAUGGUUCUCCCAAAGAACUCAUUCAGCAUCCUAUGGGAUUUUUUUCAACAAUGUUGAGAGCUACUGAAAAUGUGGAUUCAAUUCUAUAAUUAAUAAUAUUUUCAUUAAAAACAUAAAAUUUAAAUUAUUGAUGAUUUAGAUUGUUCAUUUAUCAAAAGAAAAACUUUAGGAGAUAAUUGGUUAGCCCUGUUUCUAUAGUUUCAUUUUCAUUUUAAGUCAUAUUUUUUCACAUUAAAAACUUUGGGGGUCAGUGGAAAAUGUUUCUAACAUUUGAUUUUUUGUACCACCCUAAGAUAACUAUAAACUGUAUAAUUUUCAAUAAAGUUUUC
Messenger RNA from Leptopilina boulardi, 5737 nucleotides. RefSeq names its product ATP-binding cassette sub-family C member Sur-like (gene Sur). Gene Ontology annotation, molecular function: ATP hydrolysis activity; ABC-type transporter activity; ATP binding. NCBI's taxonomy places the organism in Eukaryota, Metazoa, Arthropoda, Insecta, Hymenoptera, Figitidae. The record is from RefSeq and is a predicted model, not a curated record. Bases 260 to 5497 code for a protein of 1745 amino acids. Gene Ontology annotation, biological process: transmembrane transport. Gene Ontology annotation, cellular component: membrane. The transcript is spliced from 31 exons.